Leptonychotes weddellii (Weddell seal) is the source of this 427-nucleotide messenger RNA. The record is from RefSeq and is a predicted model, not a curated record. Lineage: Eukaryota; Metazoa; Chordata; Mammalia; Carnivora; Phocidae.
UUCAGAUCAGACUCCGACCCCAACGAGAUUCCUGAAGAACUGUGAGGAAGUGGGGCUCUUCAAUGAGCUGGACUGCUCCCUCGAGCAUGAGUUCAGGAAGGCUCAGGAGGAGGAGAGCAGCAAGCGGAAUAUCUCGAUGCAUAACACAGUUGGUGGGGCCAUGGCAGGGCCCGGAGCUCACCAGCUUGGCAGCACCCGGAUGCCCAACCAUGACACCAGUGUUGUGAUUCAGCAAGCCAUGCCGUCACCCCAGUCCAGCUCUGUCAUCACCCAGGCACCUUCUACCAACCGCCAGAUCGGGCCUGUCCCAGGCUCUCUAUCUUCUCUGCUACAUCUCCACAACAGACAGAGACAGCCCAUGCCAGCCUCCAUGCCUGGGACCCUGCCCAACCCGACGAUGCCGGGAUCUUCUGCCGUCUUGAUGCCA